AUGUCAGCGAUAGUCUCCAGCUUCUCUUCGGCGCAGACCUGCGGGGAACGCAGAUACUGGACGCCGUCGGCCCGGGGGACCGCUGGAAGGUCGCGCGCCUGUACGACGUCAGCCAGUGGGACGUGGCAGAGCCGGUGCUGGCCACCUUCACCCAGGCUCUCGCAACACCCGGGCAAUGGGCGGCAGCCGCUGGAGUUCGACGCGCGCCUGGUGCCCUACCGGGCCACGGGGGCGGACGUGCACGUCAGCUUCCAGAGGGUCGGCGAGGUAAGGAUGGCCAAGAGGGCUCCCGCCGAGGAGGCCGCGGGCACCCUGGGGCCGGGCCCCUCGGACGCCAG
Messenger RNA from Prorocentrum cordatum, 338 nucleotides. Lineage: Eukaryota; Dinophyceae; Prorocentrales; Prorocentraceae. The record is from the annotation of a GenBank genome assembly.